Gamsiella multidivaricata is the source of this 755-nucleotide messenger RNA. RefSeq lists its product as uncharacterized. Gene Ontology annotation, molecular function: actin filament binding. Gene Ontology annotation, cellular component: cytoplasm; actin cytoskeleton; actin cortical patch. The record is from RefSeq and is a predicted model, not a curated record. Gene Ontology annotation, biological process: actin filament severing; actin filament depolymerization; cell motility. The coding region runs from base 105 to 521 and encodes 138 amino acids. NCBI's taxonomy places the organism in Eukaryota, Fungi, Mortierellomycota, Mortierellomycetes, Mortierellales, Mortierellaceae. The transcript has 3 exons.
CAUCAUCUCUUCUUCUUUUUUUACUUCUUUUCUCAUCAUAUUUCAUCCCUCAUCACUCUACCCAACUACACCCCACCCACCUACCAAACAAACUAUAAUCAACCAUGUCGUCCGCUAGUGGAGUUCAAGCCGAUCCCGCGUGCCUGGAGGCUUUCCAGCAGUUGAAGUUGGGCAAGAAGCUGAAGUACAUUGUGUACAAGCUGUCGGAUGAUCAGAAGAGCAUCGUGGUCGAGAAGCAGGCAGAGACGGCCACCUAUGACGAGUUCUUGAAGCACUUGCCCGAGAACGAUUGCCGUUGGGCCGUCUACGACUUUGAUUACUCGACCGCUGAUGGUGAUCGCAACAAGAUUGUCUUUUACACCUGGGCCCCUGAUGGUGCCAAGAUCAAGUCGAAGAUGCUGUACUCUUCCAGCAAGGAUGCUCUCCGCAGAUCGUUGAACGGAGUCGCUGUUGAGGUUCAGGGCACUGAUGCUGAUGAGGUUGACCACGAAACUGUUCUCGAGAAGGUCCUCCGCCGCUAAGAGGAAAAAGAACGAGAGAAAGGAAGACAACACGGCGAAAACCCUUUCACGAUCCUCCCAUCCAGGGGGAGGGGGAAGGCUCUUUUUCUUUUCUUUUCUCUUGCUACAGCCUCUCCCUCCCCUCAUCUCCAUCCUCUACCCUUACUCCCCCCUUUACUCCACCCUGCCCUACACUGCAAUAUGGUAGCCGCCAAAGAAAAAAAAUUAAAAUAAAAGGAAAAAAUAUACAUUAGA